AACUUGGUGUGGAAUUUUUCAGUGAAACCAAGCAAGAAAGAUGAAGGAGUUAUUUUUCGUAUUAAUGGUUGUCCCGUUCUGGGCUGCUUUUGCAGCAGACCCUCAAUUUAUGAUCGGUGUAGGAAAGGCUGAUAUAACUGGCCCCGCAGCUGAUGUAAAUAUGAUGGGUUAUGCCCACCCAGAUCAGAGAACAUCAGGGAUCCACACUCGUCUUUACAGUAGAGCAUUCAUAACCUGCGAGAAUGCUGACCCAGACAAUUGCAAUGUGUUUGUCAGCGCAGACAUCGCCAUGGGAUGUACUGCUAUCAAUCUUGAUGUAUUUGAGCAGCUGAGGGGUCUGUACGGUGAGCGUUACAAUGAGAAGAAUGUUGUACUGAGUGGGACACACACUCAUUCUGGUCCUGGUGGCUACCUACAGUACCUGACCUUUACAUUCACCUCACUGGGAUUCGUCAAUGACAGCCAUGAUGCCAUCGUUACCGGGGUCGUUCAGAGUAUUGCAAAUGCACAUGACAACAUGGUACCAGGCAAUGUGUAUGUUAACAGAGGUGAUCUAUUCUCUAGUAACAUCAACAGAAGUCCUACCGCAUAUCUUAAUAAUCCUGAAGAAGAGAAGGACGAAUACAUGAACAACACAGAUACCAGAAUGACUGUAGCUAAGUUUGUUGAUGAAAAUGACAAUGACUUGGGACUCAUAAGCUGGUUUGCUGUUCAUCCGGUGAGUAUGAACAACACCAAUCAUCUGAUCAGCAGUGAUAAUAAAGGCUAUGCCUCUUACCUUGCUGAGAAGGAGUUUGGAUCUGGCUUUGUGGCCGCGUUUCCGAAUAGCAACCAGGGAGACGUUUCUCCUAAUCUGAACGGACCCAAGUGCGUUGACACCGGAGAGCCGUGUGAGAUGGAGACGAGUACCUGUAAUGGAAGAGCUCAGCUGUGUUAUGCUAGCGGACCAGGGAAGGACAUGUUUGAAAGCACUCGGAUAAUUGGAGAGAGACAGUACACUAAAGCUAAAGAAUUAUAUAAUUCAUCUACCAUGAUGAUGUCAUCAACUAUAUCCUCGAUUCACCAGUUUGUUGAUAUGUCAAACUACCAAGUUAUGCUAGAAGACAAUACUACAAUAAAGACUUGUUCGCCAGCCCUUGGCUAUAGCUUUGCGUCCGGAUGUACGGAUGGAACAGGAUUUUUUACUUUCACCCAAGGUGACACCGAUGGGAGUCUUGUUUGGGAUUUUGUGAGGGAUUUGAUCAAGGAACCGUCUCAAGAAAUGAUUGAAUGCCAUCAGCCUAAACCUGUUCUACUUCCUACUGGAGAGGUAUCAACCCCAUGGCAGUGGCAUCCUGACAUAGUAGACACCCAGAUUCUUCGUAUUGGAGAGCUGUUCAUCUUGGCCGCUCCGGGAGAGUUCUCCACCAUGGCGGGACGCAGACUCAGGAAUGCCAUCGGAAGGGUUCUGAAUGACUCCGGCAUUACUGACAAUCAGAUUGUAAUCACUGGACUGUCUAAUACAUACACUCAUUAUAUCACUACACCAGAGGAGUAUGAAAUCCAGCGGUACGAGGGUGCUUCCACUAUCUACGGUCCAAACACCAUGCAGGCUUACAUCCAGCAAUACAGCAUGUUAACAGAUGCUCUGAUACAGGGGACCAACAUCGGAGCAGGACCUAGCCCUCCAAACCUGUUGAACGUCCAACGAGGUCUUCAGGUGUUCACUAGGGGUGAUGUCUUUCCGAACGGAACCAGUGCCGGUGAUGUUUACAUUGAUGUAGAUCCAAAGUAUAAACAGGGUUCAGUUGUGACAGCUGUUUUCUGGGCAGGAAACCCAAGACAGAACACCCUUGGAAUGCUUGAGGAUACCUUCCUUGAAGUUCAAGAACCGAAUGGACGACUAUGGCGAACUAUCUUGACUGAUACAGAUUGGUCAACAAGGUUCUAUUGGGAAACUGACCACACCGGUGCCACGAUGUCAAACCGGGCUACCAUCUAUUGGGAUAUCCCAGAGGACCAACCAUUAGGAACGUAUCGUCUAAGACACUCCGGAUUCUUCAAACGCUUAACAGUAGUACUACCUUAUGCGGGAGCUUCCUCAGAGUUUGAAGUAGUUUCUAAGGACUAUGAAAGACCAUAGUAAAAAAAACGCCAAAUGUUUCAGUCACUUUUAAACAAAUUACUUAAGUUUUGGCAGAUAGCUCUCGGUAAAGUGAAACGCUUUUAAGCCUAUAAGGCAACUUGUCAAAAGUGUAUGCAGCAUCUUACAGCAUGAAUCCUGCUUUAAACACAUCUUUUCACAGCAGCUUUCUUGCAUUCAUUAUUGUUUGAUCUAUGAUGAAGUAGUGUGAGCAUUGUUAAAGGUCAAGUUCACCCCAGAAAAUUGACGAUUUGAAUCGAUAGAGAAAAAUCCAACAAGCAUAACGCUG
Messenger RNA from Lytechinus variegatus (green sea urchin), 2411 nucleotides. Its product is annotated as putative neutral ceramidase C. The transcript has 17 exons. Gene Ontology annotation, molecular function: N-acylsphingosine amidohydrolase activity. NCBI's taxonomy places the organism in Eukaryota, Metazoa, Echinodermata, Echinoidea, Temnopleuroida, Toxopneustidae. The coding region runs from base 41 to 2122 and encodes 693 amino acids. The record is from RefSeq and is a predicted model, not a curated record. Gene Ontology annotation, cellular component: extracellular region. Gene Ontology annotation, biological process: sphingosine biosynthetic process; long-chain fatty acid biosynthetic process; ceramide catabolic process.